AUGACAAAAGUUAAGGUUGGCAUAUUAGGGGCGACCGGAACAGUUGGACAACGUUUUAUAGAAUUAUUAUCAAAACAUCCACAAUUUAUCAUUCAUUCCGUUGGAGCUUCUUCACGCUCAGCUGGUAAAAAAUAUUCUGAAGCUACAAAAUGGAAAAUCACAGGCGAUAUACCUGAGCAAGUUAAAAAUAUGGUCGUUAAAGUAUGUAAAGCGGAAUUAUUUGGGGACUGUGAAGUAAUAUUUUCCGGUUUAGAUUCCGAUGUUGCCGGUGAAAUUGAAAUGGAAUUUUUAAAAGCAGAUUUUGUGGUUUUUUCUAAUGCAAAGAAUUAUCGAAGAGAUCCUAUAGUUCCAUUAAUCGUUCCAACGGUAAAUCCGGCACAUUUUAAUCUGAUACCACAUCAGAGAUCCAUUCACACACUUCAAAAAGGUUUUUUAGUGACGAAUUCAAACUGUUCUACCACGGGACUUGUAGUAGCAUUAAAACCAUUACAGGAUGCAUUUGGACCAUUGGAAACGAUCAUUGUACAAACGAUGCAAGCGAUAUCAGGGGCGGGAUAUCCGGGAGUAUCAUCAUUAGAUAUAUUUGAUAAUGUAAUACCAUUUAUCAGUGGAGAGGAAGAAAAGAUGGAAUAUGAGACUUUAAAAAUUUUAGGGGAUUUAAAUUCGGAUCAAACGGAAUGUAAAUUGCUUGAUUCUACAAAUAUUUCGGCUACAUGCAAUAGAGUACCCGUGAUUGAUGGUCAUACCGAAUGUGUUUCCAUUAAAUUUAAAAAUCAACCUCCCCCUACCCCACAAGAAAUCAUCAAUGUACUGGAUUCUUACGUAAGCGAGGCUCAACAAAUCGGCUGUCAUUCUGCUCCGAAUAAAUGCAUCAUUAUCCGUAAUGACGAUGAUAGACCUCAACCUAGGUUAGAUAGAAAUAAUGGCGAUGGUUACAGCGUUACCAUUGGUAGAGUUAGGAAAUGUAACGUGUUUGAUAUUAAGUUUACUUUACUAGUACAUAACACUAUUUUAGGUGCCGCUGGGAGCGGUAUUUUAAAUGCUGAAAUUGCUUUGGCAAAAGGUGUAGAAAUACAAGUAAAUGGUUGGAUACGUACUGUAAGGAUACAGAAAAAUGUCUCUUUUGCUUCUAUUAACGACGGCUCAAGUUUAAAAGGUUUACAAGCUAUACUUUCAAAUGAAGACGCUAAAAAGUUAACUACUGGUACUUGUGUUAGAUUACAUGGUGUGUUAGUUGACAGUAUUGGAAAGGAGCAAAAUAAAGAAUUACAAGUUAAUAAGGUUGAAAUUUUAGGCGAAUGUGAUUCUACUUAUCCACUACAAAAGAAAAAUCAUUCAAUGGAGUUUCUUCGUGAAACGACUCAUUUACGUUUUAAAACAAAUAUUUUUAGUGCGAUUUUACGUGUAAGAAAUUCUACUAUAUUAGGUUUUCAAGAAUUCUUUCAGGUUCAUACUCCUAUUAUAACAACAUCAGAUUGUGAAGGUGGUGGAGAAGUGUUUAAACUUACGACGGUAAACUCUGAAGAAUUCUUUGGUAAACCAGUAUAUUUAACAGUAUCAGGUCAAUUACAUGCAGAAUCAAUUUCUUCUUCCAUUUCACGCGUGUAUUCAAUCGGUCCAAUAUUUAGAGCCGAUAAAUCUUUGACAUCAAAACAUUUAUCAGAAUUUUGGAUGUUAGAAAGCGAAAUCUCUUUUAUUGAUUCUUUAAAAGAUUUAAAUGAUUUUAUUGAAAAUUCAAUUAAAUACGUUAUACAAUUUUUAUUAAAUAAUUCUUAUCAUGAUCUCGAAUAUUUUAAUCAAUUUAUUGAUGAUAAUUUAUUAAAUCGAUUAGAACAUACUUUAAAAAUUCCUUUUAUCACAAUGUCUUAUAACGAUGCUAUAAAUAUUCUUUCGAAAAAUUCUUUUGAUAUUUCCUUUGGUUCUCCUAUUCAAUCUCAACAUGAGAAAUUUUUAUCCACGAAUUAUUGUAAUUCUCCUUUAUUCAUUAUUAAUUAUCCAAAAGAAAUAAAACCUUUUUAUAUGCGUUUCAAUGAUGAUAAUAAGACUGUCGCUUGUACUGAUUUAUUACUUCCCAAAAUUGGUGAAUUGGUCGGUGGUAGUUUAAGAGAAGAACGUUAUUCCCUUUUAGAAAAUAAUAUUUUAAUUAAAGGGUCAUCUUUAGAUGAUUAUAAAUGGUAUUUGGAUUUGAGAAAGUAUGGCAGUUUUCCUCAUGGAGGUUUUGGUAUGGGAAUUGAAAGAUUUUUGUUAUAUAUUACCGGUUUAGAUAAUAUUAAAGACGUGAUACCUUUUCCUAGGUCUACCAAUUACUGCAAAUUUUAA
This is a messenger RNA of Funneliformis mosseae, 2319 nucleotides long. The record is from the annotation of a GenBank genome assembly. NCBI's taxonomy places the organism in Eukaryota, Fungi, Glomeromycota, Glomeromycetes, Glomerales, Glomeraceae.